UAUUAUUAAUUCAAUUUGUACUUAAUUACCGAAAAAACUUUAGUAAAUAUCUCAGAUAAGAGAUAUCCAAAAAUCAAUCGAAAGAUUUUAUUUUGAAAAGAGUGAUAUGAAAAAUUUAGUGUAGAGCAGUCCGGUUACCCGCAUAUGUAUGUAGAAGAUAUCUGAUUUAUUUAUAUGAAGCUUUUUUAUAUUUAUCGACAUCAUUAUCGAUAUUGAAAAUUAUCGAUUUAUCUCUCGUUAUCAAAAAAUUAUCGAUUUUUCUAUCGAUUUUCUAUUGAUACCGAAAAUGAUCGAUUUUUCCACAGAUAUCGAAAAUUGUCUAUUUUCUAUCGAUACAAAAACUAUCGAUUUUUCUAUCGAUAUCGAAAAUUAUCGAUUUAUCUAUUAACAUCGAAAACCAUCGAUAUGCUUAUCUCGAAAGCUUUCUACAUAUUUAUCGAUAUCGAAAAUUAGCAAGAUGUUUAUCACUCGCUCGUUUUUCUCGAAUUCUUUUUUUAUUACACAUACCUCGAAUUUUUUCUCAUCAUUCUUUUUUAAAAGUCAGUUACAUUUUCUUUGGGAAGAGGGUAAGUAUUUCAAAUGAACUACGUAAGUAUGUAAUCUAGACUUUGUUCUGUCCACACUUUCGUAUAAAACUGAGCGCUUGGCCUUGUUGCACUUUUAGUACAUUUUCAGCGUUCGAGCAGUUAUUAAGAAAUUAAAUUUCGAAAUAAAAAUUAGACACCGUUAGCAAAAACCAAAACACACAUUGCUAAACUAAUUAUGCCCACAAAAUCAGUGCAAAAGUGGAUGUCCGAUGAAAUGGAGCGGUUGUCAGUUAAAUUUGCGCGCUAUAAGCCCAGCUGCAAUGGCUAUAAUCGCAUACAGCCAGUGCUGUUGUCGCGUAGUGUCACCCAAAUGUUGAACAAUCCAUUGCCAGUUGAAGAUCAAAUAGGCACCACUAUGAUGACGAGCCAACAGCUACAACAACAGCGGACAGAUAAACAGAAACAGCAGCCGCACCAGCAGCCGCAAGGAUAUGUGCGUCCUAAAGGUGUCCUAAGUCGCCCCGAAGCCGAAUGGGAGGAAGUUUAUCCCACUGUGCAAUUCGGUAGAAGCGAGUGUCGUGAGCCAGAGGAGAAGGCGGUGGAGCGAAAAUUUACAUACUAUCGAAAUUGUUCAACGAGAAUAAGUUAGAUGGAAGCAAAAUUGGUGUAGUUUAAUCUACAUUUAGGUAGAUACAUAUAUCUUGAGAGCAAUGCGUUUUUAGCACUGCCACACAUUGAUGAGUCCUAGCAAUGCGUAAGAAGUGCAUAUUUAUGUACGAGUAGUAUUAGUUUUUGCAACUGUAGAAUUUUUGCAAAUAGAAUAGUUUUAUGUUUAGAUGUUAAAAAUUGUUGAGUUUGAUUUUGUGUUUGUGUUUUGAAUAAAAGAAAAAAAAUAUUAAAUAUCGCAGUAAAAGUGCUUCUCUAUUUUUAUGGAAAAAUAACUUGUGUUUUGUUGAAACUCAAUUUCUUCAGCACACUGUCGUGUUUUCAUAAGCACUAAAAUCAGUUUUUUUGCAAUUACAAAUAUUUUAAAACAAAGAACUUGAAUGUGAAGUGUCCACU
This is a messenger RNA of Rhagoletis zephyria (snowberry fruit fly), 1589 nucleotides long. RefSeq lists its product as uncharacterized. Lineage: Eukaryota; Metazoa; Arthropoda; Insecta; Diptera; Tephritidae. The record is from RefSeq and is a predicted model, not a curated record.